Rubroshorea leprosula is the source of this 723-nucleotide messenger RNA. NCBI's taxonomy places the organism in Eukaryota, Viridiplantae, Streptophyta, Magnoliopsida, Malvales, Dipterocarpaceae. The record is from the annotation of a GenBank genome assembly.
AUUUUUAAGAAGACCACACACAGUCACAUACGCCGUCUCCCCAAAGCUCCCGAAGAAAAAUGAAUUCCCCACUGCUGCUCUUGCUUUUCGUCUUCUUCACCCUGUCCCAUGCUAAUUCCAUCACUAACCUCCAAAUUGAAUUCCCUCAACCUCUCAAAUCCUUCAGCAUCAACGAAACCCAGAAUGGAGUCCGGAGCUGUUCAUACACUGUGAAAUUCAUAACAAGUUGUUCUUCAACAGUCUACACUCGAGAUCAGAUCAGUCUCUCUUUCGGCGAUGCUUACGGUAAUCAGGUAUACGCACCGAGAUUGGACGAUCCGGCGUCUAGAACAUUCGAGAGGUGCUCCACGGAUACGUUUGAAAUAGCUGGGCCGUGUACGUAUCAGGUCUGCUAUCUGUACCUCUACAGAAGCGGAUACGACGGGUGGAAGCCGGAGAGCGUGACGGUGUACGGGUAUUACACCAGCUCUGUUACCUUCUACUACAAUACUUUCAUUCCUAACGGGAUUUGGUAUGGAUUCAAUCGUUGUAAUGGCGCCUCUGCAUCUGCGAUGUAAGUAGCCAAUCAGGAGACAUUUUGCUUGUUCUUUGUGGCCAGAUCUUGGACUUUUUGUAUUUCGUUAUUCAGGAUUCUCUCGAGAUCGGAACUCGAAUCUGGGUUAAUAAAAAUUUGUUGUCCUUUUGAUUAGUAAUUACUGGCAUUAAUGAAGGAGAUGUUAAAUU